CAGAGAGCAGUGCUGACAUGGCUGCCGUCGUGUUGGCAGGAAAGAAACAGCUGUACACACUGACAUAAAAACAAUAACACCGGCGAUUGAAAACCUGUCGCUUUAUAGUUGAAAUUUUUAACAUUUCUAUUGGACUCCCUGGUCCUGUCAGUGUUUUUUUUUUUGUUUUUUUUUCGAGAAACUAGCUGCUCCUUUACCCGGUCGGUCAAGUGUAAAAAGCCUCGGUUUUCUUGCUGGAAUUAACCGAAAAUCGCAAACUCCAAGCCGCCUGGGUAACACGGUGUAAUACCCGGGUUAAAAUCAUAUCAGGUUCUUCAACAAGGCACAGUCGAAUUGUUUGUCUGGAUAGUGUGUGCUUUUUGUUUAAUUUGUAGUAAAUGCUGUUGAAGUUUUAUAUUUAAAGUACAUUGAUGUGUAAAUAAAAGCAUUUAUGAGGUCAACACCCGGUUAUUUAUAAGUCGUGGUCUCGACUCUCCUGUUAAAAAAAUGGCUUCUUGGCUUGGUGGGAUCGGUACGGGGCUUGGACAGUCGCUGGGUCAGGUCGGUGGGAGUCUGUCAUCGUUUACAGGCCAGAUCUCUAGCUUUACCAAAGACAUUCUCCUGGAGGGUACAGAAGAAGUUGGGGAUGCUGCAACUGAACUGCAGCAUAAAGAGCUAGAAGCAGCCUACAUCACACAGAAAUCAGAGUAUGAACGAUUGAAAAAAAUCCACAUGGAGCUAGAGGAGAAGCAUGAAGCCGCAGAGAUCCAGAUAAAACAACAGUCUUCUGAGUACAGGGGUCAAUUACAGCAGAAAGAGGUGGAGAUAAGCCACCUGAAAGCCAGGCAGAAUGCCCUGCAGGAUCAGCUGCACAAACUGCAGACAGUUGCACAGUCUGCUCAGGGUGAUGCUGCCAUAUUAUGUGCCACCUCCACGCCCGCCACCUUUCUUUCUAGUGAUAGACCUCAUCCAAGCUUUCAGGAUGAUGAUAUGGACUUUGGAGAUGUGAUCUGGUCUCAGCAGGAGAUCAACCGCCUGUCCAAUGAGGUGUCCAAACUACAGGCAGAAGUUGCUCACUGGAGGACUCUGUCACAGACCUCUAAAAUUCAAGGGCCAGUCAGUACUGACCAAGGUGAGAUCUACAAGCUGCAAAAAACUAUUAAGGAGUUAAAAGAAACUAUGAGCCAGGAAAUUGAUGAACACCAGCAUGAGCUCUCAGCAUUGCAAGAUGCACACAGGCAUAAACUGUCAGAGAUUACGUGCCGGCAUCGAGAGGAACUUGCCGAGUAUGAAGAGAGAAUUGAAGAGUUGGAGGAGCAGUUACAGCCAGGUGGUUCCAGCGCAGGUACCCCAGAACAUUUCAAAGCCUCAGAGCAGCAGCAGACAAUUCUAGCUAUGGAGAUUGAAUUGACUUCCAGAAAACAGCGCACAGAAGAACUGGAGCACAAGAUAAAAGAGAUUACUGAAAGCCUCAUCGCUGCUGAGCAGGAGCGUGUCGUCUUGCUUCAAGAAAAGGAAAAUGCUCAGGCUGAGACAGAUACAUUAAUGCAGACUUAUAAAAGACUGCAGAACACUGUAGAUGAGCUUCAGACCAGAGUGGAUGAUCAAACAGAAAAAUCUAUGCAAAAAUCACUUCUGGAAAAUGAGAUUAACGGCUUGAAAAAAGCAUUAGUAGCUGCAGAAAAGGAAAUAGCAAGGCUGGAAAAUCUAAAUCGGUCCAAAGCUGAAGUAGAACAUGCAGACAUUUUAGAAUUGAAUACAAUAAUUAAGACCUUGAAGGAAGAAAAAGAACAGCUAGAGAAAGAAAAGACAAUUCUGCAGGAACGUCUUGAAAACAUAAAACCUCAGCAAACGGUUGAGGACAAUACUGGAAUUAAUGAAGAACUUAGAGCAGAGUUAUUGGAAGUGAAAGAACUGAGUGAAAAACUGCAAGAAAAAGAAAGACUGUUGGCAGACUGCACCAUGGAAAGGGACACACUGAUGGCAGAAGUAGAAGAAUUAGACAAACAGAACCAAGAGGCAACUCAGCACCUGAUUUCAGUCAAGGAUCAGCUGUUGCAACAACGUAGAGAGGCAGAUGUUACCAUAGAUCGAUUACAAUCGGAAAUGGAGAGCACUAGAAAGGAUCUGGUCAAACUUGAGUCACAACACAAGACAAUGCAAAUGGAGGUAGAGUCACAGCGUGAACAACUGAGCCAGAGUGCAUUCACCCUGAAUGAUAUGCACAUGAGUAAACAGCAAGUCCAGGAAACCAUGAAGGACCUCAAACAGCAACUGGGGAAAGCUGAAGAGCGCAGCACAGAUUUUAAGAAGGAGAACACUGAGCUGAAGGAGCAGCUGCAGAAAGCUGAAGAGGAGCUUUCUGCAGCCAAGCUGGAGUUAUCAAAGUCUGGUGACAGCACUUCAGACAGUGGGCAGCAGGAGCAGCUACUUGAACAAAAGGAAAGAGAAAUUUCUAAAUUGAGGCAAGAAAUUUCAGAAAGCAAAACCUUGCAUGAAAAAGUACUGGCUACAAAUUAUGAGCUCAAAAUGGAAGUAAAAAAGCUGCAAGUAGAUUGCAAGAAUGCUGAAGGGAGUCUAGAAAUUGUGACUCGGCAGCUUAGAGAUGCACAAUCUGUUAAAGAGAAGAUCACCAUGGAAAAAGACACUAGGCUGGAAGCUUUAAGAAUGGAAAAGGUACAAUUGGAAACUGAACUGAACCAGUCUGAAAAGAGGUUAAUGGAACAGGCCAAACAAUAUCGACAAACUAUUGAGGAGCUUACAAGGGCACGGAACAUGAAUGCCUCUGCCUUACAAACAGAGCAUGAGCGCCUGGUUAAAUUGAACCAGCAGAAGGACUUUGAGAUAUCUGAGCUAAAACAAAGCAUUGAGCAAAUGGAAGUUGACCACCAAGAAACUAAAGAGAUGCUGACGUCUAGCUUAUCUGGGCAGAAACAGCUGACAGAAUUAAUCAAAGAGAAGGAUGGGUUUAUGGAAAAGUUUAAAGAAAGGAUGACAGAAUCUCAAAACAAACUGGAGACGUGUACCAAGGCAACUAAAGAAUGUGAGGUCCUUAAGCAUGCCCUUGAAGAAAAAGAUAAGCAGCUUGGUGUGAUGAAAGAAGAAAACAGUCAUCUCAAAGAGGAAAUUGAUCGUCUGAAGGACCAGCAGAGUAGACCCCAACCCAUUGCUGAGCCCAAAACUCUGGAUAUAAUAACAGAACUAGAGACUGAGAUCGCACAACUCAAAACAAAAAAGGAUGGCUUAGAAGAUGAGAUAACGGCUCUAAAGAAGACAAUGAAGGAGCAAAAAGGAAGCUUUCAGGAUUCCUUGCAGGAACAAGAAAGGGAGCUGGAUCAGGCCAAAACCAUGACUUUUACAUAUGAGAAACUCAUCUUGGAGAAGGAUAAGGAGAUUGUUAGCCUUCAGGAGUCCAUAGAUCAGAUCAAGAUGCAGUUUCAGAUGGAAAUGCAAGUAAUCCACACUGAUUCAGUUAUUCUGCAGGAAGAUAAGAGUGAGUCGUUGAACCGUGAGAAUGGGAAUGAGAAACAUGAUUUGUCCAAAGUUGAGAUUGACAGACUUGUCAAUGGGAUGAAGGAAAAAGAAAUAGAGAUGAAUCUUCUUAAUGAGAAGAACUUGUUCUUGACCAAGCAAUUGGAUCAGCUGGUUGCCUCAAAAGAUGAAGUUGGUAAACUUGCUCAGAUCGUCCAGCAGAAGGACUUGGAGAUACAAGCUCUUCGUGCAAGGGUCACCUCUGGAACCUUCACUCAAGAUGGUAUCUAUCUGCAACAACAGAUACAAGCUUAUGCAGUGGAAAGAGAACAAGUAUUGGCAGUAUUGAAUGAGAAGACUAGAGAGAACAGUCAGCUGAAGUCUGAAUAUCAUAGACUCAUGGACAUUGUAGCUGCCAAAGAAACUGCCCUUCUGAAGCUCCAAGAAGAAAAUCAAAAGAUGUCUACCAUGAAUGAUAUUGGAAGCCAAGAUAUGGUGCGAGAGACGAUCCAAAAUCUUUCAAGAAUCAUCAGGGAAAAAGACAUUGAGAUAGAUGCCUUGACACAGAAAUGCCAAACCUUGUUGACAGUCCUUCAGACUUCCACUAGCGGUCAGGGCAGCGAAUCAAGCGGUGUGAGCAGUAAUCAGUUUGAAGAGCUUCUCCAGGAACGGAACAACUUAAAGCAGCAGGUGAAGAAGAUGGAGGAAUGGAAGCAGCAGGUUAUUACCACUGUCAGGAACAUGCAGCAUGAGUCGGCUCAGCUCCAGGAAGAGCUUAUCAAACUACAAAGCCAGGUCUCAUCUGAAAACGACUGCAACUCUAAACUGUCUGUCCAUUAUAACAGCUUGAUCCAGGGUUAUGAGCAGAAAGAGAAGAAGCUAGGUAGUCUAAGUCAGGAGCUUGCUCAGGUUCAGCAAAGUAUCAGUCAGCUUAGUAGCACCAAGGACUUCCUACUUGAAAAACUAGGCCUAGAUCUAGAGGUGCACAUUCCAGAAGUAAUAACUCCUUUAAUGACAGCUACUUUAUCCAAAGGUACAAUUCUGGAAGAGAAUGAAGGACAGGUAAAAAGGCUGCAUCUUGAGCUGGAACAUUUGAGGAAAGUUAUAGAGGAGAAAGAUACAGCUAUAAGGACUCUUCAAGAAAAUAAUCAUCGGUUGUCUAACUCUUUGGCUUCUACAUCUGAAAGUGAAAAAAAAGGACAAGAAGCAGCAGCAUCUGAGAUCAAGCAGACAAAGGAUAGACUCGAUGUUCUUCAGAAAUCUUUAAGAGAAAAAGACCUUCUUAUCAAAUCCAAAGGUGACCAGCUGAAUCCUUUGACUGAAAGUCUGAGAAACAAGGAAAAUGACAAUGAAGUGCUGAAACAAGCAGUGACCAAUCUCAAAGAACGAACGUUGAUUUUGGAAAUGGACAUUCACAAGCUAAAAGAGGAGAAUGACCAAAUAAUGGUGAAGUCCAGAGAGAAAGAGACUGAGUUCAGAGCCUUGCAGGAGACAAACAUGCAGUUUUCCAUGCUUUUGAGGGAGAAAGAGUUUGAGUCAAAUUCCAUGAGGGAAAAGGCAUCCGCCUUGGAGAAAAUGCUGAAAGAAAGGGAGCAGGGUAAAUCGGGUGAAUUAAACCAGUUGUUGAAUGAGGUAAAGUCAAUGCAUGAAAAGGCAGUCAAAUUCCAAAAAGAGAGAGACCAAAUGAUGCUAGCUCUAAAGCAGAAGCAGAUGGAAACAACUGCUAUUCAGAAUGAGUUGCAGCACUUGCGUGACAAGGAGCAGCGGCUAGCACAGGAGCUGGAUCGUCUGCGUAAUCAUCUGAUAGAGAUGGAGGAUUCAUACACCCGGGAGGCUGUUGCUGCAGAGGACCGAGAGACAGAAUUGAGGAGAAAGGUCACAGUCCUACAAGAAAAGCUAGACUCCUCCUCCAGUGCUGUAGAAAGUGCAAGCAACCAAGCAAGUAUGCAAGUGGAAUCAUUACAGGAGCAAUUAAACAUUGUUGUACGUCAGAGAGAUGAAACCUUACUACAGCUGAACAUGUCACAAGAGCAAGUGAAACAGUAUGCACUGUCACUCUCCAACCUGCAGAUGGUGCUAGAACAAUUCCAACAAGAGGAGAAAGCCAUGUAUUCAGCAGAACUGGAGAAGCACAAGAAGGAAAAGGCAGAGUGGAAGAGGAAAGCAGAAAAACUGGGGGACAGUGUGUCAAUCCUGCAGGCGAAUCUGGAUGAAGCCAAGACAGCCCUGGAAUCUGCAUCAAGACUGACUGAUCAGCUGGACCUGAAAGAAGAGCAAAUUGAGGAAUUAAAUAGACAAGUGAGCCUUAGACAGGAGAUGCUGGAAGAUGCUCAGAAUAAGCUUAUGAAUCUUGUGAACAGUACUGAAGGGAAAGUAGACAAAGUCCUAAUGAGGAACUUGUUUGUUGGUCACUUUCACACUCCAAAGAACAAGCAACAGGAGGUUCUCAGGUUAAUGGGAAGUGUGUUGGGACUCAAGAAAGAAGAGAUGGAUGAGCUGAUGGAAGAAGGUCGUGGAGUUACUGGAUGGGUGUCUAGUUGGCUUGGUGGCCGAAGUGCUCAAAGUGUCCCGAACACACCUCUGAGACCAGGGCAUGCAUCCGUUUUAAACAAUUCUUUCUCCGAGUUGUUUGUAAAGUUUUUGGAAGUAGAGUCGAGGCCACCACCGAAGCUGCCUGUGUAUGACAUGAAGCCUUUGAGUGCACCACCACCUGGCAAGCAUUCCAGCAGCACAGCAGCCAGUGCCACAGGUCUUCCUGGAGCAAACAAAAGGAUAGACUUCAAUCCCUUUUUGGCCCCACGUUCAGCAGCUGUGCCUCUCAUGACAACAGCAGCCCCUGGAGCAGGUGGGACUGGCCAUCUUCUGAUGAAGCCCAUCUCUGAUGCCUUGCCUACAUUCACACCUUUACCUGUGUCUGCUGAUGGCAGUGCUGGGGCAGUGCUGAAGGACCUCCUCAAACAGUGAAGGACAGCCAUGCUUCCUUAAACACUUUAUAAGAACAAUGGACACUACAAUACUUAAAAAAAAAAAAAAAAAGUGGGGGCCUUCCUUAAGUUAUCAGAAUCUAGAGUACUGUAUGUGAAUGCAUCCUGUUUCCAAAAAAUCACCAUGAUGUGAUAAGGACUUCACUUGCAAAGUAAUGUCCAAGCCAUUGUUUAAAGGUGAUUAGAGCCCAUAAUUCCUAGGUUCAGAUCCUAGUUCAGUUACUACUUUAAAUUGUAAUCCCAAAGGUCUUUGCUUUUGUGUGCAUAAGUCUCUCUGAGCUUUAAAACUGGGCACAAACAGAUUACUAGCUUGGAAAUGAUAUGACCUUUAACUUGGGCUGUCUUGGCAAUAUUAUAUGUUCUUUGUCUGUUUUUACAACUGCCAUGAUUCAGUAAGAUUAUUUAUUUAUAUCUGUGAUAGUAUUUUUAUGUAAGUUAAUAUUCAGCAACAUAUAUGUGGGAUAUUUAUAUUCUUUGGCACAAGGCACGUCAAAGAUUUGUAGGUUACCACAUCUGGUAAAGCUGUACAGAUGCUUUUUAUUUAAAAUCCUUCUGGUGGUUUAUAAGCAAUUACAGCUACUUUAAAAAAAAAGCAUGUGAUAUAAGCAGUAUAUAAUGUUUGAAACUUAAUUUGAAUAGUAUUACCAGAUGCCCAGCAAUGAAUUGUUAAAAGAAUCCUUUAAAUAUAAAGCACCUUUAUGCCUCAACCAUGAUAUAGAUGGAAGAAUUGAAGAUAUUUCCUGUUUUCAGUUGGCAAUGUUUCACAGCCCUUUAAGAAUCUGGAAAAAACACACAAUCCAUAUGAGUAUUUGUGAAGUAUAAGCUGAAAUCUGUGUGAAGCGUUAGCAGCAAAUAUUAUAAAUGAAAAAUAUGACCACCCCCACUAGAAAGAUGUAGAUACUGUAGGUAUAAACAUGACCAAUGUAAUUGUGUGUGUUCUGUAAAUUUUGUAGUGAUCAGUAAAGAAGGAUUCUACUUUGUACUGCAGCUAAUACUAGUUAUUUAAAGCUGUAGAAUGCAAUCUUUUAUUAUUUCUAAAUAUACUGUCCACAGCAAUGGCUUUGCUGUAGUUCACGCAGUAUCAUUUUUCAUUUGGCUUUCUUGGGUUAAUUUCAGAGGCGGUUCAAAUGGCCAGGUUUGUAGAUAAUGUAUUGAAACAUCUCAGGCGAUUGCCUGUUCCAGUGCGGAUCUUUUUACUUGCUUUUCUUUAUUAUGUAUUUGGUACACCAGAACAUAAUUGGUUAUGUCCCAAUCCAUUUUUUUAUCAUUAUUAUUUAAAAUUGUGCUAAAUUGUACCCUCAAUAGUUAUUCUAUUGUGGAGCUCAUUUGCGGUUGUUGGGUGUUUGCUCACCAAGACACAUGUGUUGCUUUGUUAAAUUGUUGGUUAUUUUAAAGUUAAUUGAUGGCACUACGCUUUAUCACAAUUCUGUAUUUAUGUUCCCAAAAAUGGGGUUGUUCAUUUUUACUCACACUUCUGUGAUGUUAGUGGCUGAAGGUAUUAGGCAAUCUUGUCACUGGAAUCCUGCUUUUUAGUAUAGGCAGACGUCCAGUUGCUUUUAGAAAAUACUUUUAAAUUUUAUAUGUUAAAUGGUUGAGGGGAAGGAAGACCACACAAAACAAGCAUUUUUGUUGAUCUUAUAAAGUUAAUUACAACAAACCAAAAAUAAAUGUAUGACUGGUGAUUCAGAUUGCAGGCAGUCUCCCACAGGGUUUUAUACAUGUAAACUGUAAGUAGCUGGUCAUUGAAUUGUAAGUUGAUUCUUGGUAUUCUAGGAUCCUGUGUGUAAUUAAGCAUCCAACUGCUUUAUUUCAUGUGUCCAAACCAUUUGAUCUGAUAUGGUGGAUAAUGCUACUGGGACUGUGUUGUGUUUUUUUUUUUUUUUUUUUUUUUUUUUUUGUGGUUAUUUUUAUAAUACCAUCAUGUUUAUUUUUCUUUCUUAUAAUUACUGGAAACUAUGUACAGUGUUGUAAGGAACUUACCUAGGCAUUAAAGACAAAAGUAUUAUUUACAUCUAAUGUUAGUAUGUUAUGUUAGAGUAAGAUAUUUUUUGCCUCUGAAAUAUAUAGCAAUUUUCAGAGUUCACUUUGCAGUUACUUAUUUGUGAAUUGCAUUGACAAAGAUCCACCCCUGGAAUAACAAUGAAAACAAACCAGAAUGUCCACUGCAAACCAAGCUUGUUUUUCCAAUUGUUUUUUGUCCAAAUGAGCACUUUGCACAAAAUGUAUUUAAGCUGUGUUUUAUGGAAAGAAAGUACUUGCUCUUGGCACAUUCCUAUUCUGUCAGCUGCAUUUACUAAGUUGCAGGUUUCUACCAAUAAUAUUAAAUGGACGGUGACUUUGGAAAGCAGACAUGAUCUAAAAAGAAAAACAAACACAAGGUCCCCGUUUAUAAAGGUCUGCAUUAAAUGUUUGCUAUGUACGAGCAGCAAAUAUGUAUAAAGAAAAUAUAUUUGCAUAGAAAGACAGUGUAUGGGAUGAGAAUUAAACUUUGCCUUUAAAUUGUGUAAGGUGAUAUAGGUUUUGGUAGCGUUUUACAAGCAGCACUGUAACUUACACUAUUGUUUUAUACCCAGUACCACAAUAAAUAACUCGCUUUUUAGAGGAACGUGUUUGUUUUGAGGUGUUCUGCUCUGAAGCUUCAAUAACAUAAUUGUGCAACAAGUUUCAGAGACUUCGGGACUUGAAACAUUCAGUUUACUCUGUUUUACUACAGCUGCAGUAAACUGUGCCCGAGUAAGUGACCGGAAGUAUACUAUGUUGAAGUUGAUGUCAAGUGUGUUACAGCCCACCUUAUCGGCUCAAUUUUACAAAUGGGGCCUGUAAUAAGGGCUCAUGUCUAACUUGUUGAUGGCGAAUCAGAAAGACCUGUAGUGAUCUAGCCUUGUAAGUCUGUGUGAUUAACUUUUAAAUCCCAACAAAGUAUUAACAUCUACCUUGAAUACACUCAACAUUGCUUACUUCUGUUAACUCAUUCAGGCACAGUUCAAUGCAGCUGAUACAAAGAGUAGAUUAUAAGUGGGCAGCCUCUGAAACUCAAUAACUGGUUUCAUGAUGUUUCAAGGAAGAACUUGAGCUGACCCGAAGCAAAUUAUUUUCUUUAAAAAGUGACUGAUUUAUUAUGGUAUUUUGGGCAUCCAAAAAUAUGCAAUGAACAGUUCCAUUUAUUUAACUCCCUACUGUCAAUAACUGUGUUUGUUAAUGUAUAGUAUAAUUGAUAUACAGAAUUAAUUGAACAGUUCAUAAUGCCAUAUGUAGUAUGUAUUAAGCUUCAGGUGUAAUUAUUGGGUGACAGUAAUACUAGAAAGCUGAAGAAUCCUAUCUUGAUAUGUGUACAUAAAAUUAAAUCUUUUUUUGCAUAAGA
Polyodon spathula (Mississippi paddlefish) is the source of this 9795-nucleotide messenger RNA. Its product is annotated as thyroid receptor-interacting protein 11-like. Bases 487 to 6414 code for a protein of 1975 amino acids. Gene Ontology annotation, cellular component: Golgi apparatus. Gene Ontology annotation, molecular function: small GTPase binding. Lineage: Eukaryota; Metazoa; Chordata; Actinopteri; Acipenseriformes; Polyodontidae. The transcript is spliced from 21 exons. The record is from RefSeq and is a predicted model, not a curated record. Gene Ontology annotation, biological process: Golgi organization; endoplasmic reticulum to Golgi vesicle-mediated transport.